Messenger RNA from Colletotrichum orchidophilum, 1617 nucleotides. Its product is annotated as WSC domain-containing protein. The record is from RefSeq and is a predicted model, not a curated record. The transcript is spliced from 2 exons. Lineage: Eukaryota; Fungi; Ascomycota; Sordariomycetes; Glomerellales; Glomerellaceae. Gene Ontology annotation, molecular function: heme binding; peroxidase activity. The coding region runs from base 1 to 1617 and encodes 538 amino acids. Gene Ontology annotation, biological process: cellular response to oxidative stress; response to reactive oxygen species; hydrogen peroxide catabolic process.
AUGAAGCAGAGCAUCCUGUCCACGCUCGCUCUGGCGUCCAUUGUCGCAACGGAGUAUGUCUGGCCCUCUCAAUACGACGAGAUUGAGGAUUACCUCUCCCUCCAGUCCGGAUACUUUCGCAGGGGUUUCAUUGAUGGCGUGAUUACGUGUGGCUUCGGCGGUAGCACCCCAGGUCGUCAGAGCUCUGCCGAAUGGCUUCGCACGGCUUUCCACGACAUGGCCACGCAUGACGCAGCCGCCGGUACUGGCGGUCUGGACGCCUCCAUCUUCUUCGAGUUGGAUCGUCCGGAAAAUGUUGGACGUGCCUUCAACAACACGUUUGGAUUCUUCAGUGGCUUCCACUCCAUCCGUGCUUCUGCCUCUGACUUGUUGGCACUGAGCGUCCUCGUCGCCAGCUUUUCCUGCGGCGGCAUCCAAAUCCCGUUCCGUGCCGGCCGUAUCGACGCUCAAGAGGCUGGUCCUGCUGGCGUCCCGGAGCCUCAGACCGACCUCAACACAACUCGGCAGACUUUCACCAAGGCGGGAUUCUCCACGAGCGACAUGAUCGCCAUGGUUGCAUGCGGUCACACUCUGGGAGGUGUACACAGUGUGGACUUUCCGGAGAUUGUUGGCGUCGAGGCGGAUCCGAACAACGAUACCGUAGCGCACUUCGAUACCAAUUUUGCCAAGUUCGACAACGUCGUCGUGACUGAGUACUUGAAUGGCUCAACCAAAAACCCUCUGGUUGUUGGGACUAAUGACACUCUCAACUCGGACAAGCGCAUUUUUGCCGCGGAUGGAAACAAGACGAUGCAAGCCAUGGCCGACCCUGCGGCUUUCCAGGCUACUUGUGCCGACAUCUUCGCUCGCAUGAUUGACACUGUUCCCUCCACCGUCAAACUCAGCGACCCUAUUUUUGCAACUGACAUCAAGCCCUACGUUGACGGGCUGUUCCUCACGGACGACGGCAACCUGUCCUUCGCGGGCCGCAUCCGCAUCCGCACCACCGCCGUCACUGGUCGAGACCCCAAUGAUCUCUCGGUUCAACUGACUUUCGCCGACCGCAACGGCAAUGGCUCGGCUGUAAUCACCACCAGUAAGGCGACCUUCCAAGGCGGGAGUGCCUCGGGACUGUGGAAAGAAAUUUUCAACUGGUGGGAAUUUGAUACCACCAUCAGCCCCGACACAGGCAUCAGCAAAUUCUAUAUCCACGUUACGAAGCCGUCAACCAACGAAACUAUUACGUACGACAACGCUGGAAACGGAUACCCGAUAAGCGACGCUCUCCUAUACCAGCAGUCCCAGUCUUGCAUCGGAGAUGUUGCGAAUGGGAAGUUGCCGGUUACAGUCAAGGCUCUCGUUCGCAAGGACCGCGUUCCCACAACCGCUGAUGGCCUGACUCUGGAUCUGGUUCACCAGGUUCGCAGGCAGGGGGUCGUUGUUCCCAGACUGGACGUUGAAAAGAUCAACUUUCAGUCUGCCGGGGAGGACAGGGGUCAGUGGGCAGUCUACACAGCCACUGGAAGCCUCGAUGCGGCGGGAUGGAGCACAAGUUUUGAUAUCAAGCUGGGCGGCGACAACCCAGUCGAAGUUGCCUUCCAAAAGACAACCUUGCUGGGAUCUGAUACCUGCACAUAG